AUGAAUAGUAGUAGUAGUUUUAGUGGUGGAAGUAUGGGAAGUGGCAUUGGAGCGGGAGGCACUGGUGGAUCGACAAAUAGCAAUCUUACUGGUGGUGGAAUGGGUGGUAGCACAGGAUACUAUAAUAGUGGUGGUUACUACGGUGGUGGCGGGGGCAGUGGUAGCAUGGGUAGUAUGGGAAGCAUCGGUAACAUCUCUGUCAUCAACGCAACCAAACCAAUCAGACCAUCCUACAAAACUCCCGAAGGUUACUACAAGUUAAUCAAAGAGAUAACGCCACAAUCACAUAAAUAUUCAAAAAGAUUUGCAAGAUCAUUUAUAAAAUUAUCAUUAUAUCAUAGUAGUAGUAGUAAUAACAAUAAUAAUAAUAAUAAUAAUAAUAAUAAACAACAACAACAAACAACAAAUAAUAAUAAACAAAAGAAUAUAAUACCAAGUAAAUAUUCAUCGGAGGAUAAAGUUUAUUGUAGUGCUGUGGUAGGUGGAACCUAUUUCCUUUAUCAUUUCACAAAUAUUGAUAAAGCGGAAUACGAUGAAUCCGCUGCUAUUCCAUUGGAGCGUGUACCGACCUGUUUGAAAUUCAAUAGAUAUAGGAGUGUGAACAAUAAGUUGAAUCUGGUGAUUGGAACGGAAUCGGGUGAGAUAUUCUAUAUCGAUCAUACCGAUAAUCCUCUGAUAUUCAAUAGGAACGGCAGGUUGGUAUCGUCGUCGGUUACCUCUGUCGAAUGGCUACCUGGAUCGGCAACGCAAUUCAUUGCUUGUUUCGCCAGUGGAUUGAUGCUUGCUUUCGAUAUCACCAAGGCAGAGAUCACUCCUGGCGUUGCUGCCAACAAUGACGACUCUCACCGCGUCAACUUGAAUCCGAUGAUCGAGUGGAACGUCUCUAGUAAAUCAAUCUCCUCCACCUGUUUCUCACCGAAUGGCAAGUAUCUGGCGGUGUCUGCACUUGACGGUUUGCUAUCGGUGAUCGACUUUGAACGUCGCCAAAUAGUUGUACAGUUCAAGAGUUAUUUCGGUGGAUUCCUAUGUGUCGAUUGGUCACCCGAUGGAAAGUAUUUGGCUAGUGGUGGCGAGGAUGACUAUCUCAGUAUUUGGUCGUUCGAGGAAAAGUGUUUGAUUGCACGUGGACAAGGUCAUCAGUCGUGGGUGAGCAGUGUCAAAUUCGAUCCUUUUGUUGUCCCCGAAGACGAAUCGGUUCAUCUCCAAGCACAUCCUGAUUCACCGGUAUUACAAUCUACACCGGUCGGUCCUUCACCUUUUAACUAUAGGAUUGUAACCGGUGGUGAAGAUACCCGGCUAUUGCUAUGGGAUUUCACAAGAGAUUCACUAAAGAAACCAAGAGGAUUCGUUGCAAAAGGAUCGGUUGCUGUAACUAAUCAAGAUGAUACCUCUGCAACUUUGAGUGCCAGUUGUCAAAUACAACAUCAACCAAAUAAUAAUAACAACAAUUCAAAUUCACUUGUAAUCACACCAAUCUCAAGAUUACAAGCAUCUUUCUUGACUCCAAUCGUAUCACAUCGUGUACAUACUGAUCCAGUGACUGAUAUCACACUAUCUAAAGAAUGGAUCAUUACAGCAUCAAAUAAGAAAAUUUGUAUAUGGGCAAGACCAAAUACUGUUGCAAAUACACAAAAAGUUGAUUCUAUGAUGUGCUCACCCAAUACACCAUCAUCAUUCACAGCAAUGAAUAUGAAACUUCAUGAAUAA
Molecule: messenger RNA, 1707 nt
Organism: Heterostelium album PN500
Lineage: Eukaryota; Evosea; Eumycetozoa; Acytosteliales; Acytosteliaceae
Product: WD40 repeat domain-containing protein
Exons: 2
Coding region: 1-1707 (568 amino acids)
Molecular function (GO): protein binding
Source: RefSeq, a predicted model, not a curated record